CCGUGCACAGUGUGCUGAGGGUGUGAGCACUGUGGGGGUGUGUUUGUGUCUAACAUGGAGGCCGGCCUUUCACUCAUUUCCUCCUCCGCCGCCAUUUUGUGUUGGGGAAGCAUAGAGAAAGAAGAGUACGAAGAGAGAAGACGGUGAAAACAAGAAAAGCGCCAAAGAGAAGAGAGCCUAUCUGUGGUGUCGGAGCCGUUAAGUGACCCUGAGGAGGAUUCCCCUGCCGCUUCCAUCCGGUGUGCUGCACGGGCGCUGUGAGGCGCCGGAGCCGCUCGGGUUGCGCAGCUCCCGCUCUAGCAGAUGGAUUGGGGACAGUAAAAGAAGGGGAGGAUCAGAGAAGACAGGAUCAAACGGCCUUUUUAUACAAUGUGGAGGAUUCACUCCUUAGGUUCCACAGUCACAAUGACCAACGAAGAACCCCUUCCCAAAAAGGUUCGCCUUUCUGAAGCAGACUUUAAAGUCUUACCAAGGGAAGAGUUACUUCUAAGGUGGAAGCAAUAUGAGGCUUACGUCCAGGCCCUGGAGAACAAAUAUACUGAUCUGAAUUCUAAUGAUGUGACUGGACUUCGAGAGUCUGAAGAAAAGUUAAAGCAGCAACAACAAGAUUCUGCUCGGAGGGAGAACAUAUUGGUGAUGAGGCUGGCCACUAAGGAACAGGAGAUGCAAGAAUGCACAAACCAGAUUCAGCACCUCAAACAAGUGCAGCAGCCCAGCGUUGCCCAGCUGAGAACUACUAUGGUUGACCCGGCUAUCAACUUGUUUUUCCUCAAAAUGAAAGCCGAACUGGAACAGACUAAAGACAAACUGGAACAAGCCCAAAAUGAACUGAGUGCCUGGAAAUUUACGCCUGAUAGCCAAACGGGCAAAAAGUUAAUGGCGAAGUGUCGAAUGCUUAUCCAGGAGAAUCAGGAGCUGGGGAGACAGUUGUCCCAGGGUCGCAUUGCUCAGCUUGAGGCAGAAUUGGCUUUACAGAAAAAGUAUAGCGAGGAACUUAAAAGCAGCCAGGAUGAGCUGAAUGACUUCAUUAUUCAAUUGGAUGAAGAGGUGGAGGGAAUGCAGAGCACUAUUUUGGUCCUACAACAGCAACUGAAGGAAUCCCGACAACAGCUAUCUCAGUUACAACAGCAGCAAUCUCAAAAUUCCACUAUCAGGACUCCAGCAGAGCCCAAGGAAGAAGGAGAAUCUAGCAGUAAGGAAUGCAGUCGCUUGUCAAAUGGACCGAGCAAUGGAGGCUCUUCUCACCAGAGAACUCACAGUUCUACAGGGCUUUACAGAGAGAGUAGUAAUGCAGAUGAUGACUUUCCUGCAUCACCAGUGAAUGAGGGCAAAUUGCCAAACCAUUCAGAGGAGAGAACUGGUAGAGGUGGAGGAAGCUAUAUGAAUCAGCUUAGUACUGGGUAUGAGAGUGUAGACUCUCCCACUGGAAGUGAGAACUCUCUAACCCACCACUCUAAUGACACAGACUCCAAUCAUGACUCUCAGGAGGAGAAACCAAGGAGUGGGAAAGGCAGCCGAACUGUAAGCUCCCGUCGCAUUCAAAAUGGCUUGGACUCAGGAGCAAAUAUGCAGGGCUCUGUUUUGUAAAAAUAAACAAAAUAAACUUUUUUUUCUCCCCCUUUUAUACAUCCUUUAAUUUCAGAACUAAUACUGUCCAGUGCAUAUUUUGUCAUAAUUUUUGCCUUUGAGUUUUGUUUUUUCAUUGUUGCUUACUGUAAUACCUCUGCCAAUUUGGAUGUUUUAAAAUAUAAUUACAUUGAAAGUUGUAAAGAAAACAAAUUGUUUAGAUUAUUUUUAUGUAAAGUAAUGAAAAGCUGAACUAAUUUACAACUUUGGAAAUAUUUCACAUAAAUGACGUCUGUACAACGUGUUCUUAAAAACCUAGCUGUGUAAUGGCAUUCCUGCCCAUGUUUUCAUCUUAUCUAGACCUUAACACUCUCAUGGUACUGUGUGGGUUUGGCUGCCAAAGUUUGCCCAGUGACAUAGCUAUACCACAGGUUGGACUAUUAGAGUCCUCUGGUAGUUUCAGUGUUAACAGUUUUGCUCUCUUCAGUAAAAAACAUUUCUUCAUGGCUGAUUUUUCUCCUUUAGAUGGCUGAACGUUAGACUUGUGUGCCGUUGCUCAGUUUUCAAACUGUUGUACUUUGUUUAUGCAUAUGACUCUGUGACUCCAAUAUUACCUUGCCUGUACUGACCAAACCAAAAUAAAGAUUUUUAAUGUCACCUUUA
This is a messenger RNA of Rana temporaria (common frog), 2229 nucleotides long. RefSeq names its product WT1 associated protein (gene WTAP). Bases 370 to 1587 code for a protein of 405 amino acids. The transcript has 9 exons. Gene Ontology annotation, biological process: regulation of alternative mRNA splicing, via spliceosome. Lineage: Eukaryota; Metazoa; Chordata; Amphibia; Anura; Ranidae. Gene Ontology annotation, cellular component: nucleus. The record is from RefSeq and is a predicted model, not a curated record.